GUGAUCGACUAGGAAAUGGUCAUGCAAUGUAUUAAGCCUUGACAUCCACUCUGUUUCUUUUCCAGUGACGUUUUACCGCCCACUGCGUCGCAUUAUGAAGAAGUCUCCAUACAGUCAACCACAUCCAGCGCUGAAGUGGUUAGUCUUGCAUUGGAGAAGUUUGGAUGUGGUCAUCUAGCCUCGAGCGACUUUUACUUGGCCAGUAUCUGCAUGGAUGGAGGCGUCAGUGAAUGUCGCCUAGCUGACGAUGAACCGGUCGCUGCCUAUCUCAGCCAGCUGCGGCAGGAAUCGGUACGUACAUAUCAACUCACACGCCUUGUAUUGCGUUUCGUGGAAACCGACUCGGACGGCGUAGUGUCACUUUUCGUGGGAAACUUAAAGGAGAACCUCUCGCAGCGGCUGUACGAAUGCAUCCUGCUAGACAAGUUGGGAGAAGAAUGUCGUUGGGAUGCGAUCGAUGCAAUCUAUUACGAAAGUGGUUGUCUCGUGCUAUCUUAUCGGUCCAGUGAAAAGGCCGCGUUGGCUUACGAUCUACUAAAGGAUUCAAUGUUGAUGGAUAAACCACUGAUUGCGCUGCUGUUACCCACGAUUCACCCGAAAUUGAUCCCCAAAGGCGUGCAACCCUUGCUGGUCUUCGUGAAUCUCAAAUCAGGCGGUUGUCAGGGCAUGGACCUAAUUGUGUCGUUUCGUCAUCUACUCAAUCCUCUCCAGGUGUUUAAUCUCGACUAUGGGGGUCCCCUACCUGGUCUCUACUGUUUUCGUCACUUGACCUCCUACAAAAUUCUCAGUUGCGGAGGGGACGGCACCGUCGGAUGGACCUUGUCGUGUCUCGACAUUGUCGGUCAAGAUGCGGCUUGCAACUCACCUCCGAUUGCUCCGUUGCCCUUGGGCACGGGAAACGAUUUGGCUCGUGUGCUGCGAUGGGGGUCUGGAUAUUCCUCUGCCGACGAUCCUCUAGCCAUUCUCAAAGAUGUGGUCGCGGCGGAAGAAGUUCAGUUGGAUCGGUGGACGUUUGUCGUGCGCCCUGAUGAAGAUUUCAAAGAUGAAGCGAAGUUAGCGUUAGAGAGCCAAAACAACGCGGCAACUGCAAACGAGGAUAAUUCAAUAAUGAUCAUUAUGAACAAUUACUUCGGAAUCGGGAUCGACGCAGAUCUGUCCCUCGAUUUCCACAACGCGCGAUCAGAAAAUCCCUCCAAGUUUAAUAGCCGCAUUCAUAAUAAAGGCGUUUACUUUAAAAUUGGUCUGCGUAAGAUGAUCAAUCGGACCGCUUGCAAGGACUUGCAUAAGCAAAUCGUAGUGGUUGCGGACGGCAAUGUCUUAAUGUUGCCUCCGAUCGAAGGUUUAAUCGUGUUGAAUAUCCUCUCUUGGGGCGGUGGAGCGAACCCAUGGGGUAUGGAAAGGGAUGACGUGUUUGCCAAACCCACUCACUACGAUGGACUGUUAGAGGUCGUCGGAAUCUCCGGUGUGGUUCAUAUGGGUCAGAUCUACUCUGGUUUGGGCACUGGUAUUCGUUUAGCGCAAGCUGGACACCUGAAGAUUUUGCUCAAAACCGAGCUUCCUAUUCAGAUUGACGGUGAACCUUUCAUCCACCCUGCUGGUCAAAUUAUGGUCUUGAGAUCCGCCUUGCGGGCAACUAUGUUGAGGAAGGUGAAGCGUAUCAAACGUCGAACAGUGGAAAUUACUCUACCCAGUGAACUGAGUCGUCUGGUCGUACAACAGAGCAUGCAACCCGACUCAUUGGAGACUAUUAAUGCCGAUCGUCCGUUGUCAUCUCCACCCACACCACCUGGCCAGGCUUCAUCACUGGAUCACCUUGAUGGUGGCUCGUCUUCCACACAAAAGAAACCACUGAUCGAGAACUCUAGCUCCACUUCACCGCUUUUCUCCCAACGCAGCCACUCAUGUUCUCCACCGGCUGAUCGGGACCCCAUGAGGUUGGAUACCCCCAAACCUUUUCCGAGCUCCUCCGAUCCCAGCCAAUUGCCUUUGUGCCUACGCAAUGCAGACGGGGAGGUGGAGUCCCAAACUUUCCACUCGGUGUUGCACAAUGACGAAGGCAGAAAAAAGGCUGUUCCAAAGUCAUCAGUGAUGGGUAGGCGAUGA
Dicrocoelium dendriticum is the source of this 2103-nucleotide messenger RNA. The record is from the annotation of a GenBank genome assembly. NCBI's taxonomy places the organism in Eukaryota, Metazoa, Platyhelminthes, Trematoda, Plagiorchiida, Dicrocoeliidae.